AUGGCUCCCUCUGCCGUCUCUCCCGAGCUAGCCCACCGUGUGCCCGUCCUGGCCAACAAGAAGGUCGAGGGCUCCAACAACGGUAAUGGCGUGCAGGCCUCCAAGCAGGAGGGCCUCACCAAGGACGUCGAGUCCAUGUUGGGCAACUGGUCCAACUUUACCUUUGCUCCCAUCCGCGAGAGCCAGGUCUCGCGCGCCAUGACUCGGCGCUACUUUGCCGACCUCGACGCCUACGCCGAGUCGGACAUUGUCAUCAUCGGCGCCGGCUCCUGCGGCCUGAGCGCGGCCUACACGCUCGGCAAGCUGCGCCCGGACCUGCGCAUCGCCAUCGUCGAGGCCGGCGUGUCGCCCGGAGGCGGCGCCUGGCUCGGCGGCCAGCUCUUCAGCGCCAUGGUGAUGCGCAAGCCGGCCGAUGCCUUCCUCGACGAGGUCGGCGUGCCGUACGAGGACGAGGGCCACUUUGUCGUCGUCAAGCACGCCGCCCUCUUCACCAGCACCGUGUUGAGCAAGGUGCUGCAGAUGCCCAACAUCAAGCUGUUCAACGCCACGGCCGUCGAGGACCUCAUCACGCGCCGCGACGCCGGCACGGGCGAUGUGCGCAUCGCCGGCGUCGUCACCAACUGGACUCUCGUCUCGAUGCAUCACGACGACCAGUCGUGCAUGGACCCCAACACCAUCAACGCGCCCAUGAUCAUCUCGACCACGGGCCACGACGGCCCCUUCGGUGCCUUCUCCGUCAAGCGCCUUGUCAGCAUGAAGCAGCUCGAGCAGCUCGGCGGCAUGCGCGGUCUCGACAUGCAGACGGCCGAGGACGCCAUCGUCAAGAACACGCGCGAGAUUGUGCCUGGUCUUGUCGUCGGAGGCAUGGAGCUCUCCGAGGUCGACGGUGCCAACCGCAUGGGCCCGACCUUUGGUGCCAUGGCCCUCAGCGGUGUCAAGGCCGCCGAGGAGGUGCUCAAGGUGUUUGACCUCCGCAAGGCCGAGAACUCCCAGUAA
Thyridium curvatum is the source of this 996-nucleotide messenger RNA. RefSeq lists its product as uncharacterized. Lineage: Eukaryota; Fungi; Ascomycota; Sordariomycetes; Thyridiales; Thyridiaceae. The transcript has 3 exons. The record is from RefSeq and is a predicted model, not a curated record. Gene Ontology annotation, biological process: thiamine biosynthetic process. Bases 1 to 996 code for a protein of 331 amino acids.